Dermatophagoides farinae (American house dust mite) is the source of this 1863-nucleotide messenger RNA. RefSeq lists its product as uncharacterized. Gene Ontology annotation, cellular component: SCF ubiquitin ligase complex. The record is from RefSeq and is a predicted model, not a curated record. NCBI's taxonomy places the organism in Eukaryota, Metazoa, Arthropoda, Arachnida, Sarcoptiformes, Pyroglyphidae. Gene Ontology annotation, biological process: SCF-dependent proteasomal ubiquitin-dependent protein catabolic process.
UUAUUAUCCGAAUAUGAAUGUUUGUUUGUUGCUAACUAUUCGGUUUUUUUCAAAAUAUGGAAGAUUUAUUCCGAAUGUUUCGUGCAUCGAAAACUCAUCUACAACCAUCGAAUAAACAACAGAUGAUCAAUUACAAAAAUGAUCUGAAUGUGGAUAAAUCGAUCAAUCGAAUUGGACAAAGUUCUAUCACAUCGAUUAAAAUUCCCAUCCAAAGCACAACAUCAUCAUCAUCAUGGAUGGAUUCGGAUAGAAACGGAUUUAAUAAAUGGCCAUUCAUCAACAGCAAUCAAUGUACACAUGUUUCAUUUGAAAAAUGGGAAGAAAUAUGGCGUACAAACAUAAAAGGACGAGCACCAAAAUUAGAAGGCAUCGUAUUUGUUAAUCCAAAUUUUGCUCGUCUCUACUUUGUACCAUCAAUAGCAUUUCAUUGUGAAUUUUAUGAAUACAAUGAAUAUCCGGAGUAUAAUCAACAAUUAUUGUCACAUAAAGGUACUGAUUAUCAUGAUAAAUGGAUGAAAACAAUGAUUCAGCCAACAUCAUGUUUUGUUUCUAUACAUUGUUGUAAUGUGGCUGAAAUAAUUGAUCGAUACUGUAUACGUUGUCCACAUCUUUCACGAAUAAGUUUUCAUUAUUAUCAUCUGGAUGAAGAAGUAUUUAAUUUUAUCUCACAACAUCUUCCACGAUUAGUUUCGAUCAAUUUGGAAAAUUCAAUCGGUCUGAAUGGAAAAUUCAUCGCAAAAUUAGGUACAAUGUCUAGGCUAUUGCAUUUGAAUCUUUCUGGCUGUGAUAUCAAUGAACGAACAUUACAUUGUAUAUUGGAUAAUUGCACGAUUCUAGAGUCACUAAAUAUCAGCAAUAAUUGUCUAAUAACGGGUCAUUGUUUGAGACAUUCUACAGUGAAAAAUUUAAAAAGAUUAAACUUACAGGAUUGUUGGCGAUUAACUCCCGAACGAUUGAUUGAGAUGGUUCAACCUUGUUUGCCAAAUUUGGUUGAAAUAUUAUGUAACAGUGGAAUAAAUGAUCAAUCAUUGAUUGCUAUCACUUCAAAAUGUUCCAAUCUAAAUCAUCUGGACAUUAGUUUCGAAGAAUUCACCUAUUAUGAUGAAGCUGGUCUUGACUGUCUUAGCGAUGCUGGAUUUUGUUCAAUUGCUCGAUUGAUCCACCUAAGAAUAUUGAGUUUACGUCAUGUUGGACGAAUAAGUGAUAAUUCCAUAAACGAAAUAAUCUGUUCUUGUAAAGGAUUGAUGCAAAUAGUUCUGAAUCUAAGACAUCGGCAUAAAUUGACUGAUGCUCGAGCAUUACGCAAUCUUGGCACUUGUACAGAUUUAUUUUAUUUCGAAGCUGUACAUAAUCAUUUUAUCGCUAAAAAUUCAAUCGAACAUCUAUCAUCGUUAAUUUCAAGUCUUCAAGUAUUAAUAUUACGUGGUGAUGAGUUUAUCAAAGAUGAUGAAGCUGCUUCAUUGUUAAAAAAAUGUCGAAAUCUUCGAUUUAUUAAUUUAGAUGGAUGUAUCGAUAUCGGCGAGACUACAUUAGCAUCUUGUAUUGUUCAUGCACGCAAACUAUUACGGAUGGAGAAUGAAAAUGAAAAUUCCAUAAAAAUAUUUCAGGCCAGUCUAGUAAUGACUAGUGUUGAACGAUCAAUGCUCAAUUCAUUUGUUAAUGAAUUUCCCAUGAAUAUACGUAUUCGAGCCUGUGAUUACCGACGAAAUAAAGUUCAUUUCAAUGAAUUCGAUGGACAAGAAAUUGUCGAAUGUCAAUUAAAAGAAAAAUUCUUUCCAUUCUAUUGGCAUGAUUUUAAUUAACCGAAUUAGAAUAAUAAUUUUUAUUUGAAACAAAAUAAAAAACUUGAUUCAUCUUUAUUUA